AGCCCCGCGCUCGCCCCGUUCUGCUCAACGGGGCCCAAAGCCACGCCGUGCUUCACAGCGCCUCAGCUCUCACGCGAGAGGCCAGCACGCAGCAGCGUUUAUCCGUGCGGGACCUCCUGCCCUGCCGGGCUCACCCGUGAAACCGCGUGCCCCUGGUUGACGACACGCUGAAAACUCUCACGGAGCUUUUGCUGAAAGCUUCUUCGAUAUUUAUCGGUAAAGCAGCACAUCCAAACUCUAGGGCAGCGCCUUCUAGCAUCCACCCUUCUGGGGUCCUGCAGUGUCACAGCAAGUGGGCUGCAGCUGUGCUGCAGGAAUACACAUGGUGUAGACUGAAAGUCUACAAAAACGUCAGGCCCUUGUUGCACAAAAGGCAACCUUGCAGCUACCAUCUAUUAGCCCAAAAUAGCUCGGGCACCGCUGCUCCGUGACGCUCCGCAGACCAACAAAGGAGGCUUGCAGCGGCACGGCACACGGCGCGGCCAGAAGCUGAAUCAUGCCCUGCUCUGCCCCUCUCCUCUUCCAUCUGCCUCGGCCCAGUCCUCGGGGUACCUUAAAAGCACUCAGCGCGCCGCGUUCGGGUUAUACGCUGCGAUCAAUAGUCUACAAGGGACGGUCUGGAUUUCAUUACACCAAGGCUGGAGACGAGCCGCGCACCAGCACCCUCCGAUCCCCGCAGAGCCCCUGGGGCUGACGCGAGGGAUGGCGCAGGCUGCCCCUGCUGCAGCUCACCUGCAGCAAGAAGGGGACAACUCCCCGCACGGGAACUGCUAACCCGAGGCCAGAUUCCAUCUCAUUUUGUUCUUCUCCCUUACGGGGCAACGCUGUCCAAGGCCUCAAAGGAGAACGCAAGGUGCAAGGCUUCGGUUAACGACCGCAGCGCAGAAACCCAGCACCUCCGUGCUGGGGGUGGGCAGCAGCUCCCCCGGCGCUGGGGGUGCAGGUCUCGGCCUUUAGCUCCUCUAAAGCCUUCCACAUCCUGGGUGUUGGUUGGUUGGUUGGUUGUUUUUUUGCUGGUUGGUUUGGUUUUGUUUCUGAAACCAGAGAAAUCCUCCCAGAGACUUAAUUAUCACUUAAGUGGCCAAUUGAACAGCACGUGGCUUCAGUGCAGAACUCAGAACACGGAUGCAGCUCGUGAGAUUCUCCCGCAGGAUGAAGGAUUAUGCCACUGGAUUAAGUUACAGAGCAAGCGUGGAUAUCCCAUAAAGAUAUCACAUGAAGAGUGAGAAAGGUAAUUAACGCAGGAAACAAGGCCUGUCAUUUUGUCGUGAUGCUCCAAACGCCUCCUCGUCCAGCAGCUAUGAUCACUGCUGUCUUCAACAGCGCAUCCGCUCCCAACCUAGGACCUGGAAGUCAGACCCUCUGCAACUCCUGGUCCCAGGAGCCAAGCUGCCCACAUUUCACAGCCCAGACCUUCUGUAACACUCGUGGUUGUUGUGUCCUUCUGCCAGAGCAGCCCUGGGUCCUUGAGCUCGCUGCCGAGCACACCAGGACAUCAGCCUGCACGCUGGGAGGAGCUGGGCAGGGUGAGGGUCCUUCCGUCUCAGCUGCUGCGGAGCUUCCUGAGGGAGCAGGCAGCUACCCUGGCAGCUCGGGGACAAGCACUUGCAAGCUGUGGUCCGUAUGCGAGUUACUUCUCCUUCCCCAUCGCUCCAUCUCCCCCGAGCACAGGUGGGCUUUCACCAGCCCCUGGGCAGUUGAGCUGCAACUCCUCGGUAGGAUAAGUAGCAUCAACAAUUCUGGGGCAUCUGGCCAGUCUGGAAGCGCCCUCCUUGGCAUUUCCCCCUCAGGCAGCGUCUCUCCUGCACCGGGCAGGAUCACAGGCUCGGGGCUGGGCUCCGUCCUCGGCAGGUGGGGGUCUCCAAGCAGUGCUGAGGAUGAGGCAGGUCGCUGGCCUCCCGUCCCCUCCUGCUGCAGAAGCCGGCAGUCCGACAGCCGCCCAGCUCGCCCACCGCGCUGCGGCUCUCCUGCCCAGCCACUGCUCUGCCAGCCGUCAGGCUGUCCUGGGAGAACCAACGCCACACGCAGACGAGCUUCCCCUCCACCAGGAGCAGGGACAAACGACCCUCCUACAGCUUUAGCUGCACAGCAAAAAUGUGCAAGUUUUGCAAAACGCGCUAGGGUGCAAGAAGUACGCAACAACUGCAUUCCACAAGCACUGCAGAAGGGACUUCGUAGAAAGGAGCCCUGGCCGCUAUGUGUGGCUGCCUCAACCGCUGAGAAUUCCUAAAGUAGGGAAAAAAAUCUUAAGACAGCCACAGAAGAUAAACACUGAGGGAAGACUGGCCCCUGCAGCACAGAGCCACCCCAGCUAUGAAGUGCUGACCUCUAGUACCUCCUGUGCAUGACGGGCCAAGAAAACGAUAGUCCUCAAGAAAACGCCUCCAAUCCCAUGGCUAUUUGUUAAAGCAAGUGAGACAGCGUUCCCAUGAGCCGAGAGAUGGCUGAACACUCGGCCCAAGGAAGAGCCCAAAGGAAGCGCAAGCUCCCAAGAGCUGAUGCACUGGGACAAAACAGCGGAUUUCACGUUAACCGAGAGAAGCAGCUUCAGGAGCCCAGGCCACCGCCGUGAAGGAGGAUGAGACCACAGCACUUCGCACCCGGUCUCCGCAGGCACAGGCACAGGCAGCAGCCACCUGCACACCUUCAGCAAGAGCCAAGAAGUCUCUGCCCGCACCUAAUGACAGGCGACCAAAGGCACCCGGCAGGGUCGAGGGGAGCGCAGUUGUGCCCGAGGGGCCGAAGCCCCCCCAGGUGCCGAGGGAGAGGGGCCGGGAGCUGCAGCCCGGUGGGAUCUGCCCGUCUGCACGGGCAGGCAGGACACAGCUCCUGUCCACAAAGCUCUCUACGGGCAGACUUACAUUUAUCCGGACAGUUAACGUACCACGUUAGCCCAGUUUCCGCAGUAAUAUCUUUCACAUGAGCCUGGAUUAAAAUUACGUCUUUUCAAGCAAUUAAUGAUUUUCUGCUGUUCACAGGACAACGGCUGCCUGCGGCGAGUGCCCGCAAAGGGAACGGCUGCUGCAGGACUGGCCGGGCAUCCCCGCAGGGUUGAGGUCGCUCCGUGCUUUCCACGCACACACAUCCUGCUCCCGAGGGGCUGCGCGGGCUCUCCCGCCCGCCGCCUGCCUGCAGCAGCCCGAGCACCCCGCGCCUGCAGACACAGCCUGAGGUCAGAGCCCAGCCGGGCCUGUCCCUCCAACACUGUGCUCAGCAGUGAGGCUUUGGCCGCAGCCCGCACCAGAAAAACGAACGCCUGUGCCGGGAAGCAGUGACCUGGCAGCAGCUGCUAGAUCUGUAAGGACACGGCCUUAUGAAGGACGGUCACCCCUUCAGCUCGUGCCUCAGCACCCACUUUUAGUGCUGGUCCAGCUGCAGGCCACUCUCAGUCCCAGCGGUGCCUUUCCAUCUCCUGGGCCAAGCCGUUUUUCCUAUAAUGGAUUACUGAGCAUCCAAGGCAGUGACAGACUCACGGAUUUGUGGCACUGAAGUGCAGUGCAUUGGUCUCAAGCCCUCUGCUCUUGCGCUGGCCGCAGUCACCCUCCUGGCUUGCACUUGGGUUUUCGCUCCCAGCUCCGUUCCCAGUUUGCAGCUGCCAGACCCGCUGCUGGGGACCGUGCCUGCGCCUGGCAAACUGUUGUGCAGGAUGAGGGCUGCUGCGACUGCCUUGUGCGAGGACCUGCUCAUCACCAGGUCUGAUUCUGCUCCCCAGAGACUAUUUGAGGACCUGCGUCAGCCUCCUGACCACGUCCACACUCUGCCAAGCUUCCCGAUAACGAAGAACCUGGAGGCCAAGUUACAUCCCCAACCCGCCAGUACAAGGCUGGCGCGCCUGCCCUGUCGCCAGCCACCUCCCUCCUCUUCAGUUUUGAUGAUGACUUCAGGGCCAACCAAAAACGAGCUUACUCUGGGUCAGCACAGUCAGCCCAUUAGUCCACAAAGGGCUGAACUGAUUUUCUCUAAAGGUCCCUUCCGGCCCAAACCAUUCCAUGAGCUGCCAAAUCAGACAGUUCAGUGUCUACAGAAACCAUUCCCGGGGUAGGACACACCCAGUACCCAAGCCUCAGGGCCUUCAGGUCCCCUGUAUCUGGCUACGACCCUCACGUGGAGCUCCUGCGGAGGGUAACAGGUAGCAAACAACGCGGACACCUUGCAGAGCCAGGGCCAGGCUCCCAGCAGCAGCCCCUCUGCCCAGCAGCGCUCCCACCGGGUGCAGGCAGCAGCUCGAGGCUUUCCAAACGGCAGUUCUCAAAGCACUAAUAGCACAUGUUCAUGAAGAACUACAGAGUUUCACUAACUUGAGCGUGUCACAGUAAAAUUUGCUUUGGAUCAGGAGUUGAUUUUAUACAGAGAUGGCUUUUAAGUUACGGGGAGGCACGAAGCAGCUGCUCGGGGGCAGCCCCUCGCCGGGUGCCCCAGGGGGACCAGACAGAGGCUCGCCUCCAUUUCGCGGUCUCAACCAACUGUUUCUCUUCAGGCACAAGGCCCGCACACACAUUAAGUGUUCUCAGACAAAAGCAUCCUUCAUUCAUGGCGGUAAGCCCCUUGGUGAACAAAGUGCCAUAUAUAUUGCGAACGGAGUCACAUGAAAGCUUACACAGAUUUAACGUUCAGUUAAGAGAAUUAAGGAUAUUACAGUAAGUGGGGGAAGGCAGGAGCUGCUCUAAUGAAUCAACCCCUCUCCUAAUGCAUAUCCAGACUAUACACAUUUCUUCUCCAUCCAGCACGGAGCUGGCAACACCUUCCUCCGCUGCCCUCGUAAGCAGGAGGAGGAGAUAAGAAAACGCGACUUCACGACUGAAAAGAACGACGCUAGAUGCCUCAGAGCUGCCCUUUAGAAACCAUUCAGCAAUACCCAAGAGAAGUUAUUUAUACGAGAGCCGUGCAGAUUAACAGGGAGCUCCUAGCACCACCACAGAUUACAAGAUUGCUGAAUCUUAUCUCGGUUCUGGAGCCAGCCCAGCUCGUGCUAACUUCAGCUCCUUUCCGUGGUACGACCAGCUUGUGGCGCCAGACGCUGCUCAGCUCUGUGCGCUGGCCCUUCCUUUGCUAACAGCAAAAUAACCGACCCUGCAACCCCACAGGCCUCGCCACACGUCCCCGUGAACGACCCCGGAGGCGCUGCCGCUGCCAUCAGCCCGCUGGGCGGGAGCGGUGCUGGCAGUGCAGGCACCGGCGCCAGCUCCACCGAGACCCUUUUGUAGGACACGUUUCCAGCAGCUCAGAUGUGAGGCACGCUUUAUGAGGUAAUCGGAUUACUCUUUCCUUUAAAGGAUUAAUAGGGCUUGGGCUGGCCCCUCUUCUUUAAAAAGAAGCCAUCUGGAAGCGGAGCGCCCCGCGCCCUCUCCAGGCUGGCAGCGGCCAUCUGCUGCCCCAGCGGAGAUGUGACUGCGAACAGCAGGGGCCCGCGGCCUGACGCGGCGCUAAGCGUGGGGACAGGGGGCAGCGGAACGAGAGCAAGCACACAGCAGAGCAGGAGAUGAAGCUCACUGCAGAUCUGUCGUACUCGGCUCAAAACAAAACACUUAAAAUCCAGCUCCAGCACGCCAAAUGCCACCUGGAAUGAUGAAGGGGACAGGAGUGCCACCGGCGUGGGAACAACAACAAUCCAAAAAGCAGGCAUCACGCCGGUACAGGAUGGGUGAGCUGCGGCUAGACAGCACGAUGGAAAAUAGUUAGCGGCAGCAGCACCUGGCUGAGGCGUACGGGGCACAGCACCGAGCGCGCUCCCACGCCAGAGAAGGGCUCGCUCCCAUCCACGCCUGCAGCAGUCGCCACCAGCUGCCUGCCCGCGGGACCGGCCCCCUGCCGUCGACCAGCCGAGGACUUGCUCCCCGCUCCGCCUGACCCGGGACCUCCGUGCCCGGUGCUCUGCAGGGCCCAGACCCAGCAGUGCUGGGCACACCUUGUUUGAGCGUUUCACCCGCGAGCUGCUGCCCGUUGAGCCCAGAACGCGCGGGUGGCUCGUCCCGCUGCCAGCAGGGGCACAGCUCAGCCACCACCGCGCAGCUGGCACCGCGGCGCUGGCCGUGACGGGGCCGGGCUGCAGAAAGCAGACGGACUGCACGUGACCAGGUAGGAUGUACAACGGCCAGGACUCAGCCGGCAGAGAAGGCAGAAGCGUGUUGUGUUCAGACACUGCCGCCCUACCCCACUAUCAGACGAGCGUGGCAGAGCCCGUGGCGUAAAGCCAUGAAAGGAGGAACGCAACAGCAUCUUUGGGGCACCCCAUCAGCAGCUGCGUUAGUGCCAAGCAGCCGAAGCGGCCUCCAGAUUCCUGCUCCCAACCCCAGGGCAGCUGCAGCGGCAGGACCCCGGGCUGUGCUGGAACCCCCAGGGGCUUUCCCCAGGAGAGCGGCCGCGGUGCGCAGGAGCAAAGGGCAGAGCAGAGGCCCAGGGAAGGACGCGCGGGGCGGGCAGCGCCCAGCUGUGCUCCCAGACACCGGCAGCUCGUGCACCCCCGAGUAAAACACGUUUCAUGUGCACUUUGUAUUCCUUAAGAUUUAUCUUCAGGGAGAGAAUCUGCCCAGCCCUUCUGGGCAGCCCUAAGCAGCCUCAUCACACCAGUGCCCCGAGCAAGAGUGCCCCAGCUCCGUCACACCGCAGGACCCAGCGCUGCCGGUCGCUGGAAGGUGACCCAGCCAUGACGCCUGGCAUUUCGGCAAGAGGGGAAACAACACUGCUGACCUGACCGCAUGCUCAGUGAAACGCCAGCUCGGGUAGCACCAAACUCAUUUUGCUCUGAGAACACUCCUACUGCUUCCAAAGCAGGCACCAGGGGACUCCUCCUGCCCAGCACAGCAGUGGUUUUGGCAGAGCAGCCCAGGCUGGGGCUGGCAAUCCCUGCUGAGGAUGCGGAGGGGACGCCUGGACCAGCCCCAGCAGCUUGAGCGAGGGAUGCGUGGCUGCUGCCCAUGAGAGGGGGGAACCCCCCGGCGCCCUCGCAGCACCCCAGGGACAAGAAUCCCCCCGACCGACACCGAAAGAGCAGCAAAACCAAGGCAAAGGGUACACACAGAGAGGGGGACAGUAGCUCGGAGGAUAAGGACCAUCUGGCACAACAAAGCAGCAAGCAGCAGCUUUUAAUACGAUUAAAUCUAUAUUUAACAUGCAAAGAGCUACCUUAAUCUCAUGAAUAAGGAUUUACCUGCUAAUAACAUUAGUUAUUUUGUGAUCGUACCAACUGGACCACAGUUUUCACACAGUUGUGCAAUGUCAAGAGCUGCAGAGGAGGGGGUUGGAGAGCUGACAAGUUUAUUAAAGGCUUUUUAAAGGCUUUUGUCUGAAAAAUUAAAUUCUCAGGUGACAUCUGAAAAAACAUGGCAUGGGUCUGUCCCUCUGCAGAAAGCUGCGACGUACCCGUCUGAGCCCACCUCCACACAACUCUAGUCAGGAAGAGCUCUCCGGACAGCUAUUAGCAUACAACCACUUUUAAAAGCAACACACAGCCAAAGCUCUGAGCAGAUGGCAGCGCACGUACGACAACCCACAGUCAGCCCAACUGCCUGGAAAACCCAGUGAAAGGGGGGCUGGAAAAUAAAGAAACAAAGCAUUCCAAACGAGAGUCCUUCCCAUCAACAGAGGCACGGAAAAGAGCUGGAUACAAGUACAAGCUGCGUGCAAACCACCAAGGGUAAGAGGUAGCGGGACUGGACAAGGAGGACGAGUGCGUGCACGCCUGCCCAGCCCCGGACACGAGCAGAGGUUUUGGACAGAGGCUGUGGAAAGGGUCAGAGAGGGAGGCCACCUGGCAGCCGUCCCUCCCAGCCACCCCUCUGCGGCUCCUCCCUACGCCUCUGCGCUGCCCCUCAUCCAAGGACCUUCCGAAGGAGGAGCAGCGCUGUUGUUUGGAUCACCUCUGCACCCCAAAACCAGAAUGGAAGCGGCUGGGAACUAAAGAUCCACAGCAGAGCCGCUGACGGCGCAUCCUGCGCGCGGAGGACUAGCAGGCGGAGAACACAAGGGGAAGAAGAUGCCACCAGCGCAGGGCCCUGCAAUGGAAGGGACCAAUCGGCCAUCACACGCCAGCAGCGUCAGCCUGCAGGGAGGCAGCAGCCAGACGGGCCGCAGGAGGCCAUCACGUCACCUCUGCCGCAGCAACACCAGCCCUGGUCUCGGGGGCUGAAGGCGGGCAUCUGGGGGGCAUCUGGGGGGCACUUCUGCACGGCACCGGCACCAGGGCCGAGGCAGGGCUCGGGCUUCAUCGCCUCCUCCCCAGGGUGCGACCAGAGCAAAAAGCACGCCUCGCAGCGCCCAGGAGCCUCGACCUUGAAGCAGGCGGACGCGGCACGGCUCCACACCACAGCAGCCCCCCCGCCCGCCCCCCGGAGCGGCCUGGCCCGGGCACCCUGGCGCAGGGGGAGCUCGGGGAGCACCGGCGGGGCUGGGCGCAGCCGUGCCGCUGCCGCUGCUCCUCCUCGGCCCCGCACGAACUCCCCAGGGAAGAAAAUCUGGGACUUUGCAGGGAACAAGACUUUUUUUCUUUUUUGAUCCAAAAGAUCUUCAGGGCCUGUCUUACAAAUUACGCAGCAAAGAUGCAUAUGGGGAAAAAAAAAAAGGCAGCAGCAUAUCUUUGUUCUCUGCCAAUGCUUCUCUAGAGACCACCCCCUAGGGCUCAGCAGCGCGGCCGGACGAGAGGAUCACCUCGUCAGCCCCUUCCGAAGUCCCGCCACAUUUCACUUGCAGCGUGCUCAGCGCGGAUCUUCUGCCACCGAGACGCCUUUCGGUGCCAACGAGGAGCAAGUGGCUGUGCAAGAUAAAACCACUUCCCUGCACCAAACCGUCCUGAGGCUGCAGCUAUACCCAGUUACUGCAGCAGACAGAUGCUAACGGCAGGCUUUGCCGAAAGGGAACAAUGGGAAAAAAACAAAUGAACCACUGAGGCAGAUCAGCGCCUGGCAAGCUCGUUAUACCACGGCCAUCCUGGCACUGGAAAGCCCCCGCUUUGCUGUCAAGCAACUGGAAAAAUCAAAAUGCAGGCAAAAGCCUCCAGGACGUGCCAUUUUCCUGACUCCGAACAGAAAUGGAGCACAGGGCUGCUCUCCGUAGCUGUAUAAACAGGCAGACCAAAAUAAUUCAUGUCACCAGAGCAGAACACAAGAUUAUGUGAAUCUAUUGUAAAUCUCUUGAGUAGUCUGAAAAAAAACAAAAAAAACCUGCCCACUCAGGUAGCGUUCCCUUGUGCAGGGUCGUUCUAAGCGAGUUCUAGCAUUUUCCUCAGUAAGGAAGGCAGGGCUCUGUAUUUCCUCACCGCGCACAGCCACACAGGUAAAGCGUCUGAAGGUUACUUCAGAACUGGCACAGCACGACUGGAGGAGCCGAGUUCCCUUUGGAGACCCCCAAGGACAGCCGGGAGGACGGACGCACACCUCGGCCUGCCCCGCGCGGGGAGCUGCGCCGCACCGCGCCGUGCCAGCGGCCAGCCCGCGGCACCCUCCACAGGGGCGCUCAUCGCAGCGGGUCCGGGCUAAGCCUCCAAGCCCUGUGCACGAGCAGGCUUUGAGCCACGGGGUGCCCACCAAAUGCUCACGUACACCUUCCAGCGAAUCCCCGCAGGCGCCCGGCCCCGGGGGCGCACACGAUGUCACCCUUCCCGUCCCGUCCCGUCCCCUGCUCUGGCCACCGGCACAUCACCGCGUUUCUGUCCUGGAGCAACAGAACCUCACCCAAGGCGGCCGGUCCAUAAAACCGAGGGAGAUCAGCCCUGGGCAUCCGUUCCCCUCCCUAACGCUCACACUCUUCAGAAGGAGAGCGCCGAAACCUGCCCCGCUCCGCGACACGGCUCCAACAAACAGAGGCUGAAGAAGCACUCUAGGGCCGUACCGCCGGGUCGGGCACAGCCGACAGCCAGGCCGGCAGCAGCCUCGCCGGCUCCUCCACGUACCGACUCCUCCAGCGACCUCCCGCAGCUCCCCGCGCCCCAGCCAGGGGCCCGGGGCACCUGCAAAGCGCCGCCAGGCGAAAACAGGAGAGCGGCCGCCUGUGCUUGGUGGCGCGUCCCCGGCACAGGAGGCCACGGCCCCCGAGGGCGCAGGACCCCAGCGCCGGCCUCCUGCACGCCGGCAGCCUCCACCCCGCGGGGACAGCACCCCGUCAGCAACAGCGGCACCUAAAGGGGUUCUGGCUUCAUUUACCCCCCGACUCCCCGCCACCUGCACGAACACAGGUCAGCCUCACGGCCUGUUCUUCACUCGAGUCAUUAGACGUUACAAUUAACGCAGCAGCGUUAGUAACACGCGGGUAUGCGUCACCUCCAGGAAGUACUGACGCGAGCCGUUAACGUCUUCCUCACGUCUGUGAUCUCACUGAUGCCGAAAGAGAGAAGUUAAUGCGAUCCGACCUAGCAGAAGUAGGUACGCGUGUAUUCAGUCUCAAAUUUAAAAUUAUAAUAAUUUUGUAAAUCUGUCAACUAAGCUUUCUUUUCAAGAAGCAGGUCGGAAGCUCGCUCGUCUCCCAGUGUCCCUGUGCUGCGCCCUCCCCUGCCGAGCAGGUCGGGAACUCCGCAGAGCAUCCUUUCAGCUCCCCGGCUGUGCCGAGGCCCGAGCCUGGCGCUGUCCAGCCCCACUGCCCCCCUCGGCUCACACAAGGCACAAACCGUGCCUCGAAGGCCCAGGGGCUCCUCCGCUGGGAUCUGUGGGGCUCUAGGAGACGACUUCUAGCGACACGAAACCCAUCCUGAACACAACGGCAACAACAGGACCGACUAAAGAGGAAGAUCCCUAAGCUGCGGGUCCUUUCAGAGCAGGACUUCCCAACGCACGGAACACCUGAGAAACCUUUUUACAGUUGUAUCGGUACGAGUACAAGCCAAGGACUGGCACACGGAGGCUACAAGUCACUGCCUGGCAGCAGGCGCUGCCUCGGACGGAGCUCCGGAGGCCGCGGGCAGCCCGAGGGCGCAGCGACCGAGCGCCCCGCGCAUCUUGUACCAUCGUCCCCAGCUCGCGUGGGGCUGAAUCGGGGUGUAGGAGCCGCGCUCGUGAAUCCUCGCGCUGCCAGAUCGAUGCCACGAUGAAAGAGCUUUUCGUGGCUGUGUGGCCGCGCCACAGAGCCUUCCGGAGGGUCUGAGCUGAGGGAGCUCUGGUGGUGGGAGAAGGGCGCUCUCGAGGCGGCCGGGAGAAAGCCCCGUUCCUCCAACGCCUGCGAGCGCCGCGCUCCUCCACCUGCUGGUCUCCGUGCGGGGCAGGACGGCCGCCCCGAGGGCUGCCCCAGCGCCUCCCUGGCGGCAUGCAGAGGACGCGCAGAGGUGGUGCUUGGGGACGUGGCUCAGGGGAGACUUGGCAGUGUGAGGUUCACGGUCGGACCUGCCCAUCUCAGACGUCUUUUCCAACCUAAAUGAGCCAGGAGCCACGCAGAAGGGGAGCCCCAGCACCGCACAGCCACCGGACAGCGAAGGCCGCCCCCAGGGCGCUCAGCACCGGGACGCCCGCUCGAGCAGGGCUGAAGGGGAAGGCCGAGCCUCCAGAGCACGGCGCAGCUACAGCGAUGCGCAGGGGAAGACCCCAGACCCUCGCCACAGAGGACGCAACCCGCGGGAUCCCCCCGGCGCUC
Molecule: messenger RNA, 11550 nt
Organism: Cygnus olor (mute swan)
Lineage: Eukaryota; Metazoa; Chordata; Aves; Anseriformes; Anatidae
Exons: 3
Coding region: 1271-2230 (319 amino acids)
Source: RefSeq, a predicted model, not a curated record